CAUGCUCGUUGAUCGUUCCCGCCAAAUUCUAUUACUACAAAACAACAACAGAUGUCAUAAAGUAAUUGAUAUUAAUUCUCAUUAAAAAUUUUUCAAAAAAACACUGCCUGGCUCAACUUUUUGUAAAAAUAUAGUCUUUAUAUCAAAUGAUGGAAGAAGCCUGUGAUUCAUCUGGAAAAGUGAAAACAGACUUCAUUGUCCACCCUGAUGGCAGUAUUACUGCUGAUGAAAUCACUGUACCAGCUGCUCCUGCUCCUGCUUUGUCUGUUGAAGCCACAAAGGAAAGAUUGGUAAUUAGAGAGUUGAAUGUGAGAAAUUUCAAGUCAUAUGCUGGAAGUCGAACGAUUGGUCCAUUUGAUAAGAAUUUUUCAUGCAUUGUUGGCCCUAAUGGAAGUGGAAAAUCCAAUGUCAUUGAUGCUUUGCUCUUUGUUUUUGGAUAUAGAGCACAAAAAAUUCGCUCCAAGAAAGUGAGUGUUCUUAUUCAUAAGAGUGAAAAAUAUCCUGAUCUUGACAGUUGUUCGGUGACUGUGAAUUUUGCUACAAUAAAAGACGAGGGAGAAAAUUUUACUAUUCUGCCAGGUUCACAAUUUAAUGUGACAAGGACUGGGUAUAAAGAUAACAGCUCUACUUAUGAAAUCAAUGGUAGAAGAGCGCAGUAUAAAGAAGUAGCUAAUUUAUUAAGAAACUAUGGAGUAGAUUUAGAUUUCAACCGUUUCAUGGUUUUGCAGGGAGAAAUUGAGUUAAUUUCAAUGAUGAAACCCAAAGGUCUCACUGAUCAAGAGACAGGUAUGCUGGAAUACAUUGAAGAUAUUAUUGGUACCAGUCGCUUUAUAAAUGCUAUUCAGCAUUUCCAUACAAAAUUAGAAGAAGCAAAUGAAAAAAGAAUUGAAAAGCGAAAUCAAUUAAAAAUUGUUGAGAAAGAGAGAGCUGAUGCUGAGAAACCACGAGCCAAAGCUAUGGAAUAUUUAAGAUUAUCUAACAAAUUGGCUUUGUUAGAGAAUUCUGCUUUGCAAGCUCAGAUAGCAGUCACAAUGAGGGAUGAAAAGCAACUAAAUGAAGAUAAAGGUGUUUUAUCUGAAAAAAUAGAUUCUCUGUCAUCUUCUUUGAAUGAACUUCAGUCAAAUAAACAGAUCAAGGAAGAAGAACUGAAAACCAUUUCAAAUGAAUGUGAAGCAUGUGCAAAAUCUGUAGAAGAAUUCAAGCAUCAGUUUACUACUUUAGAAAAACAAGAUGCUGCAUGCAGAGAAAAUAUUAAAAAUAAUAAGGAAAAAUGCAAGAAACUUACAAAAACCUUAGAAACUGAAGAACUAAAAAUGACAAAUAUUCGAAAAAAGCCUGAAGUUUUACAGGGAGAAAUUUGUGAACUAGAAGGGAAAAAAAUAAAGUUGGAAACCACAAAAGCCGUAGAAGAAAAAAAAUUGAAUGAGUUAAUGGAUUCUGUUAAAGAUGAAAUCCAGGAAUUUCAAGAAGAGAAAGAUAAGUAUGAAGAAGCAUUAGUCAGUUUGAAGAAUGUUUUGAAUGAUAAAAAAUCCGAAUUAAAUUUAGCCCAAUCAGAACUGGAUCUCCUUUUGAGUAAUGAGAAGAAAGAACAGGAAAAUUUAAAAUCUCUUGAAAUGGAAUAUGAGAAAACAGUUUCCUUAAUCAAGGAAGAAGAAAUGAAACUCUGCAAGGCAAAUGAUCGUAUUCCUGAACUUAUAGCUGAAAUAUCGUCUGCAGAAAAAGAAUUAAAUGAAAAAGAGAGAAAAGAGGUUUUUCUUAUUGAAGAGCUGAAAAAUAAGCGGAUUCAACUUGAUGAAGCCAAAAGUUCUUCAAAUGCUUCUAAGACUCGUAACACUAUUGUUAAGGCAUUAAUGGAACAGAAAAAGAAGGGGAAACUUACUGGAGUUUUGGGUCGCUUGGGUGACCUUGGUGCCAUUGAUGUUAAAUAUGAUGUUGCCAUUUCUACUGCUUGUGGCCCUCUAGAUAACAUAGUUACAGAUACCAUGAAUACUGCUAGAGAAUGUGUGGAAUUAUUAAAACAAGAAAAUAUUGGUUAUGCUACAUUUAUUGCUCUUGAUCAGAUGAAGAAAUGGGAACCAUAUAUAAAAGAAAAAAUUGCAACUCCAGAAAAUGUUCCUCGUCUUUUUGAUUUGAUAUCCGUGAAAGACAAAAAUGUGUUGCCUGCUUUUUAUUAUGCAUUAAGGAAUACUUUAGUUGCAAAUGAUCUGGAUCAAGCCACUAGGGUUGGUUUAAAAGGAUCUACUAGACAUAGAGUUGUAACUCUUAAAGGAGAGCUAAUUGAUUUAUCUGGCACUAUGAGUGGUGGUGGAGGCAGAUGUUUCAAGGGACGAAUGGGACAGUCUGUGUCAGACAACAGUUUUUCCCAAGAAGAAAUAGAUAAGCUUGCAGAAGACACUGAAAAUCUUGCUAAUGAAUUAGCAGAAUUAAAACAUUCUAAAUUAAAACUAAAGGAAAUGAAUGAAGUCAACAAAAAAGAGUUAGCUUCAUUGCAACAUUCAGUAAAAAUGUAUAAACACAAUUAUGAGGAUUUUGUGGAAAGAGAAAAAAUGCUAACUGAACAGAUAACACUGCAAAAGAAGAAAGUGAAAGCAGCUGCUCCUGACCAAGAAGAAAUCUCUGAAAUACAACAAAAAAUAGAUCAACAUCAGAAAAAUUAUACUACUGCAACAAAUGAAGUAGCUGUAGUUGAAAAUAAAGCUAAAGAUUUGCAAGAAAAAAUAAUGGCUAUUACAAAAGGAAAAUAUGGUACAGCUCAGAAAAAAAUUGACAAAAUAAUCAAAGAAAUUGAUCAAGCAUCUCAAAAUAUCACUAAGAAUAAGGCAGCUCUAAAAAAUACUGAGAAAAAUCUUAAGAAAUCUGAGGAUAAAAUUGAAUCUUUAAAAGCUGAGUUGGAGAGCUGUCAGAAAGCCAUGGAAGCAUUCAAAGAAGAAUUUAAAAAUCUUGAAAGUAGAGGGUUAGAAGUUUCUAAUAAAAAGAAAGAAGCUGAGGAUGCCCUAAUGCUGUGCCAAGUUCAGAAAGCUGCUGUUUCUGGUGAAAUUAAAGGCUUGUCUUCAAAAGUGAAUGAGAUUAAAAGUGAGAUGAUCGAAUAUAAAAAUAAAUUAAAACUACUGGAUGUAGAAAUAAGAAGCAAGCAGAGUCAACUCAAAACACUGAAAAACCAGUUGUCUAAACUGGAAUUAAAUGAUGUUGAAGAAGGACCUACUGAACUCCCAGUUCUCACAGAAAAAGAAAUCAAUAAAAUAUCAAUCAAUUCUUUGCAUUAUGAAAUUGGUGAAAUUCAAAACCAAAUAAAAGGCAUGAAUCCUGAUCUUGGUGCCAUUGCUGAAUUUAAACGUAAGGAAGAAAUAUAUAAAAUGAAACUUCAAGAUUUGGAAGAAACAGUAUUAGAGCGAGAUCACUAUCGUAACCACUAUGAAAAUUUUCGUAAACACAGAUUGGAAGAAUUCAUGAGAGGAUUCAACAUCAUAACUCUUAAAGUCAAAGAACUGUAUCAGAUGUUGACCUUGGGAGGUGAUGCUGAACUGGAACUUGUAGAUUCGAUUGAUCCAUUUUCUGAAGGCAUUGAAUUCAGUGUGAGACCUUUGAGAAAGUCAUGGAAGAGCAUUCGCAAUCUUUCUGGAGGUGAAAAAACAUUGAGCUCCUUGUCUCUGGUGUUUGCUUUACAUUAUUAUAGAAGUACACCUUUUUUUGUGAUGGAUGAAAUAGAUGCUGCUCUUGAUUUUAGAAAUGUCUCCAUCAUUGGUUCUUAUAUAAAGGACUGCACCAAAAAUGCUCAAUUCAUUGUUAUUUCUCUUCGUGAGAACAUGUUCAUGCUUGCUGAUCAUCUUAUUGGUAUUUAUAAAACAAACAACUGUACCAAAGAUGUUCAUUUUCACCCACCACCUGAAGAAACUAUUGCAAAUAGGGAAAGGGCUGAGAAUGCAGAUUUUGAUAAACUGAGAACUAUUAAGCCUAUUCCUUAUCACUAUGAGAGUAGUAAGGAAUUUUCAGAAACAUCACUCAAGAAAACUGAUGACAGUCACAGGCAAAAUGAGCUAGUUGAUUAUUCUUCCAAGGAAACCUUGGUUGAACAAGGAAAUGUGAUUACCAAGAAGAUUUCUAUUCCAAGUGAUGAUACAAAAGAUAAAGAAAUUAAUAGAAGUAAAACUGAAACUUCUCUUAUUGAAAAUGUGAGUAAAGAUAAAGAGAAUCUCAGCAGAUCCACUAGGUCCAACCUCUCUAAGUUACAAACACCAAAACGGAAAAUUGUCGAAGUGGAAAAUGACAGUGUGUGGUCUGAUGACGAUGAUUUUGUCAUUAAUAUUCCAAGACAAAAAAAUUGCAAAGAAUAACUAUUGAACAGGUGUACUGUAUCUUAUUAUGAUCAUUUGCAGCAUUUUUACAAAGCUAUUUUAUAUGCUUUUUCUCAUUUAAAAGUAUUAAUUAUUGUUCAAAAAUAUUGCUACCUAUUAUUUAAGUUAUAUUAAAUACCCAUAAAACUUUGAAAGUUAGUUUAAGGAAAUAACCUGAAAUUCAUUGGUAUUUGGUCAUAUUUCAUAUAUAAACACUAUGGUAAAAGUAUAAAAUUAUAAUAUUUCUAUCAGUCACCACCCAAUUUAAAAGUAUUUCAGUGAUUAUUUUCAUUUAUUGUUAUAUAGCGCUACAUAUACUACUAUUCUAGAAUUUGGUUUAAUUAAUAAUUUAUUGAAGUAAACUAAUCAAUUAUGUUAGAGGAAAUAAAUAUAUUAGAUCUAAAUGUACAGCAAAAAUUUCUAUAAAUUAAUUGUGGUGCCAAUUUUUAUGAUUUUUCUACCAUUUUUUAAACAAAAUUCUUUUAAAAUUAAAAAAAAAAAAUCAUGACAAUGAAAAAUUUCAUUUCUUAACAAUAAUAGUAAAUUUACUGUGGUUUAUAAAAAAAUGAAAAAGAAUACAGUUUACCUGAUAUGAACACAUUUCUGCUGAGUUCAGUAUUUUUGGAAUCAAAUUUUAUAAUUCUUGAAAUUGAUUUUUUUCUAUAAUAAUUCUAUAGUAUUUUUAACAUCUUAAAUACUAAUAUAUAAAUAUAAAGUUAUUCAUUUUAUUAGUCAAUAAAUCAUACUUGUACCUCACAGUGCUUAUGUUUGGCAUAAUUAAUUACAUUAUAUAAAUUUCAUGAUGUUUUUGUUUUUCCUUCCUUCAAGCAUGUGUCAAAUCUGAGUUUACUGAAAAUUUAUACACUAUAAAAGAAACGAGCACUUUUUAAAUUUAAGAUAGAUAUUUUUUUCUCUCCAUUUUUCUCGAGAAAACAAAUAUAUGAACUUUCCAAUAAUAUUAUACAUCAUUUCAUUUUGCAAAAUUGCAGCUUAUUGUAGAACAUUCUAUGUAUAUUUUUAUUAAUAUUGUUUGAAAAUUUGGGAUGUUUAGGAGUUAAUGGGUAUUAUGAUAACUACCAUUACUUUGUAGAAAAGAAAUAUCUUCAUUUCAAAUUUAUUCAAUUAAAUUCUUUAAAAAUUUUCAUUUUUUUAGGGAAGAGGAAGGUGAUAAAUGCUUCAUAUCUUAUAGAAAUAUGAUACCCAUAAAACUGAAUUAGAAAUUUACCCAAUAUUCAAUUUUUCACCUCAUUACUCAUAUUAUUGUCUUGCAUUUUAAUUUAUUGAAAAUAAAUUAGGUGAAUUUAACUUAUAAAUAAUGCAAAUUUCAAUAAGGGAGAAUGCUUAAUUAUUUAGUCUCAACUAUUAGCAAAAGAGAAUGUAUAUAUACAAUAUAUUAGGUAGAUCAUUGAACCAAGAAUUACUAAAUUUCACCGAAAUAUGUUUUGGAUUGUGAGAAUGUACAUCUUGGAGCUAUUUUUUUUUAAAAAUGUAGUUAAUAAUAAAAAAGAAACACCUGGGCUUUUCUAUAAUAGCCUCAUUAAAGAUUUUUAUACCAUAUGAAAAUUAGAAAAAUUAUCUUUUCUACCAUAUCAAUUUCUAUGCCAAACAAUUUUGCAACAAAAAUCUUCAUUGCUGUAAUGAAAUUCUGAUCAUUCCCAUUGUUAUUACAUGUAUAGUAUUAUAUAUUACAUUACAUAUGCUGUAUGUAUUAAUAAUAUAAUGUAUGAGACAAUGAUAAAUUUA
Messenger RNA from Argiope bruennichi, 6074 nucleotides. Its product is annotated as structural maintenance of chromosomes protein 4-like. Gene Ontology annotation, molecular function: protein binding; ATP binding; ATP hydrolysis activity. Gene Ontology annotation, biological process: mitotic chromosome condensation. The transcript has 27 exons. The record is from RefSeq and is a predicted model, not a curated record. Gene Ontology annotation, cellular component: chromosome. Lineage: Eukaryota; Metazoa; Arthropoda; Arachnida; Araneae; Araneidae. Bases 147 to 4331 code for a protein of 1394 amino acids.